Messenger RNA from Hippocampus zosterae (dwarf seahorse), 3848 nucleotides. It is a transcript of the gene syn1, whose product is annotated as synapsin I. Gene Ontology annotation, biological process: neurotransmitter secretion. Gene Ontology annotation, molecular function: ATP binding. The record is from RefSeq and is a predicted model, not a curated record. Gene Ontology annotation, cellular component: synaptic vesicle membrane; synaptic vesicle. The transcript has 14 exons. Lineage: Eukaryota; Metazoa; Chordata; Actinopteri; Syngnathiformes; Syngnathidae. The coding region runs from base 253 to 2142 and encodes 629 amino acids.
AACCCCGCCCGCCAGCCUCAAUUGAACGCACCGCGGUGACGCAGGGCAAUGUGGAAAAUUUGUGACCGGAGGGGAAUGACACAGGGCACGGCAGUGUUAAGCAGGAAUCACUUUUGAUUGAUGCACGACCUUCGAGGACAAACCUGUGAAUUAUAAUACACCUAACCGAGGGCGGUCCUUCCUGUGGAACACUGUAAAACAUCGACACAGUUUUAAGGCGGAUCACUUGGAUACACUCCCAGAGUCUCCAUCAUGAACUACCUUCGUCGCCGACUCUCAGACAGCAAUUUCAUGUCCAACCUGCCCAACGGCUACAUGGGCGAUUUACAGCGCGCCGAGCCCCCGCCUCAGCAGCAGCCGAGCCCCGCAGUGUCUCCGGGGCCCUCGGAGAGACGCCAGCCUGUCAGUCAGCAACAGUCUGCGGGCGGAGGUUCUGGCUUCUUCUCGUCCAUAUCCAAUGCUGUCAAGCAAACCACGGCCGCCGCCGCAGCUACCUUAUCCGAAGCGGCCGACCGGGCGGGGGUCUCUAGCAGUGCUAAGAUCCUCCUGGUGGUGGACGACCAGCAGACCGACUGGGUGAGAGUUUUUAGAGGAAAGAAGGUCCACGGUGGUGAAUAUGACAUCAAGGUUGAACAGGCAGAAUUUUCUGAAAUCAACCUGGUGGCUGACUCGUCGGGCACCUACACAGUCAGCAUUGAUGCAAUUAGGAACGGCCAUAAGGUGACCAAAUCCUUUAAACCAGACUUUGUGCUGAUCAGACAGCAUGCUUUCAGUAUGGACAAGAAUGGAGACCACCGAAACUUAGUUAUCGGUCUACAAUAUGCGGGACUGCCAAGUGUGAACUCUUUACACUCUGUCUACAAUUUCUGUGACAAACCAUGGGUGUUUGCACAGAUGUCAAGGUUACACAAACAGUUGGGUCCAGAGGAGUUCCCACUGAUUGACCAGGUUUAUUAUCCAAACCACAAAGAAAUGAUAACGUCCUCUCAGUUCCCUGUUGUGAUAAAAAUGGGCCAUGCUCACUCAGGAAUGGGAAAGGUGAAAGUGGACAACCAAUAUGACUUUCAAGAUAUUGCCAGUGUUGUUGCCCUGACCAAGACUUAUGCCACAUCCGAGCCAUUUAUUGAUGCCAAGUAUGAUGUCCGCAUUCAGAAGAUUGGUGAAAAUUACAAGGCCUAUAUGAGAACAUCCAUUUCUGGCAAUUGGAAAACCAACACAGGCUCAUCAAUGCUUGAGCAAGUGGCCAUGUCAGACAAGUACAGGAUAUGGGUGGACACUUGUGCCAACAUCUUUGGAGGUUUGGAUAUCUGUGCCGUGGAGGCUCUUCAUGGCAAAGAUGGAAUGGACUACAUAAUAGAGGUAGAUGACUGCUCAAUGCCACUGAUCGGUGACCAGCAGGAUGAGGAUCGUAUACAGAUUGCUGAACUGGUGGUUUCGAAAAUGAACCAGAUGAUUCUACCUGCUUCAAGCUCCUCUACAGGCUGCAUGACAGCAACACAGAAAGCAGUUUCUCCUCAACCUGUGUCCCAACCUAGAGUUCCACAGCCUCAACAGCGACCCUCACCUCAGGGUGGUCCUCAAGAAGGUGCUGCUGGUGCUGCACAGGCCCAGCAAGCUGCAGGGAGCCCGGGUUCAGCUGAAACAAGUUCCCAAGCCAAGGUCAAUCAAGGGCCUCCAGGGCAGGGUGCUCCUCAGCGAAGCCAAGGAGGGCCUCUUCCAACUCAGAGGCAACAGUCUUCCACACAGCAGCAACAAAGACCUCCAUCAGGGGGUGCUGGUCAGAAACCUCAGCAACAGAGACCUACUCAGCCCCCUAGACAGCAAUCACAAGGAGGGCAGCAGAGAACCGCUGGCCAGCAGGGGCGCACUGGUGGGACCACUACACAGCAGCCACGACCAGCCGGCCAGGGCCAGGGAGGUCCUGGGGGACGCCCACCACUGCAACAAAAACCCCAGCCCCCACAAAAACCCAGUCAGGACAGCACGGCAUUUGGCGGUUCCCCACAACUGAACAAAUCUCUUACCAAUACCUUCAACAUUCCAGAAACCCCAGCGCUACGAGCCAGCCUUAACCAGGAUGAGGUGAAGGCUGAAACCGUACACAGUCUACGCAAAUCGUUUGCCAGUCUCUUCUCAGACUGAGACGUCAUCAUCAUCAUCAUCAUCAUCAUCAUCAUCAUCAUCAUCAUCAUCAUCAUCAUCAUCAUCAUCAUCAUCAUCAUCAUCAUCACCAUCAUCAUCAUCAUCAUCAUCAUCCUCCUCCUCCUCCGUCUGGGCAAUCAGCCCCCAUCAGGGACUUGCCGCCCAACCCCACCCCACCCGGAUUCCACACCCGCUAUGGCUCUCGCUGGUGCUUCGCGAGGUUCACUUCCAGGGCCCUCGCCUGAUUAUUGUUGGAGGGUUGUGGGGCAGCUACUCCCACUGCCCACCGUUUCGGUGGGGUGAGCGCUGGGCGCCUCACCUCCCGGUGAGACCCCACCUCCUUCCCCGCCGGCUGGUGGGUAUUUAGCCGUGUCUGAGGCCAAAGAGCCCCGCCGUUCCCCCCUCGCGCCACUCUGAGGCAUCCCACCACAUGAGGCAUCAUCAUCAUCAUCAUCAUCAUCCCAUGCUCCCACUGAAAGAAAAUAGGCCUGGCACACAGAAGGACUGCUGCUGUCCCAAUUCAUAUAAGCAUGAUAUUGAAAUGUACGUAAUCACUGAAGAGCGCCUAUUCCACAAUGAACCAAGAAGACAAAACCAAGUCUGAAACAUUCCUGCCUAGCCACGAUCUUAAAUUAUUCUACACACACUACACAAACGCCUGUAUAUGCAUGAGCACACACAAACUAGAAUGGCCGCAAAAUACUACUUCCACUUGUUUAUUGGCACUGCGACUCUUAAGUUCAAUCUUAUUUUGAUGUACCAACCAACCAAAUACAAUUAUGCUCAUAGUCGCACAUGACUGUAAAGUUGUAGAAUGUCCGGCUACUGUUUGAGUUAUUGGGCUCCAUAAGGUGAUGUUUUAGCUGCAUGUCAACAGGGGGCAAUGGUUGUGUUUUCCAAUCUUGCACAUUGGCGCUUGUAAAUGUAUUGUCACGUAUGUUCGGCUAGUUGAAAUGAGCCUUGCCAAGUUAGCCUUGUAGACCUUGUGAGUGUGUUGCCCCACUUUCUUCCAUGUUUUUUCUACUUGCACAAAAACACAAGUUAAAAAAAAACUUCAAUCAAAUGGAGCCGUCUCAAAGGAUGUCCACUUGAUUGCGACUUGUAUUUAUGAAUCCUCCAUUCUGUUUCCUGUGGUUGUUUACCAAUGGUGGAGGAAAAGCAUGCAUUCAAAUGAGGAAGGUUUUUAUUUUUUUAAUUUACAAUGCAUUUGCACACAGUUUAGAGCAGAGUUAUACUUGAAAUCGGUUAAAGUAAGUGAUGCUGAGACUGUAUUUUCAGGUUUUAUUCAACUACUGUACCAUUUGACAAAGCAGCUACUUGGCUUUGGCUUGGCAAAACAGAACAAUGCACUGGGCUGCAGCACAGAAUGAUGCAGUUAGCAAAUGCAGUUAGCAAAAUAUUCACAGAUUUUUAACACAUCUGCUCAAUUUUAAAUCAUGUUUAUUAAAAAUGUAUAGUUUAGAAGUCAAAAACAUUAUGCACCUGGCGAAUGGUUGCCCAAAAAAUAUGAAGCCAAGGACUGUCACAUAUAUACUGUAUGUCCAUCUGUAAAAUAAACACAUACCGGUACUUUGCUAAUUAACUGUAUGUGCAGAUUUGUCGUCGAUAAAGCACGUGUGCUGAUAUAGUUGUUUCUCCUCUGCACUGACAACCAAAUCUAUGGUCAUUAUUGCAUAUGUACAUCCUGACUCGAAAGGAAAACUAAA